UAACUAUAGUUUCCUAUAUGGGCUUGACCUCCCUAGUAGGAACAGUCAAUUCCCAAGUACGGACUGUUAGUACAGCUCGAAUUAAGAUGAAAAAGUAUAAAGAAAGUGCUAUCUUAUUAAUGUUAUUUCUAAUAAAUAUUGUGUAUUGUAACAUAUGUUAUAAGUUUUCAAAUCGUGAAGAUCCUUGUAUCAAUUUAUGUGACAAAAUACCACUUCCUUCCACAGACACCAAGUAUAUAACGUCUUGUUGUCAACGAGGCUGUAGAUUUUUCAAUUUAGUGGAGUUGAAUUAUGGACUUGAACCCAAUGGCUUAAAUAUCACUAAGGAUGAUUGUAGAUCUUCAUGUAUAGAAGCAUAUGAAGAACUACCAGAUCGUUAUGCUUGCACCACUGGUUGUGAAAUUAUGGCCAAACAACGUCUCUCCGACUUGUUAUCACUCCUUUCUCUUACUCUUUAUGUAGAGGAAUAUGUAGAUUCUAACACAUUACUAACGUAUCCUGAUAUACCAGAAAAUGAUAUUCUAACAGACCCUGGUAUUCGAAAAGAGCUUCUUCCAAGGUGGUGGGACUCCAAUGGGUUUAAAUUACCUCAAACUUAUAUCAAAACUGUUCCAACGGAUGAUGGGACCAUGGAUUAUGAAACCUCAUCAGAUAAUACAGAAGAAACUGAAUUAACUUCAUCAUGGAUACCAGGAACCAAGUUGUUUCAGUAUGCAAUGAAACGUGGAUUACCAACUAUACGCAUUCUUUUUGUUCUAACAUUUACAGCACUCUUAAUUACAGCAUGUAUGUAUUUACAUGCCAUAGCUUUAAACAAAACAUGUGAUGAUAUAAGAGAAUUUAUUAUUGAUAAAUUCAAAGCAUCAGAUAAGAAUAUAUCAUAUAUCCUAGAUAAAGGACCAUUUCAUAAAAAGUAUAAAUUUGAUGUUAAUGAUAAAUUGAAUAUUAACUUAAAAGUUUAAGUAAUCUUGGAGAUUAUUAAAAUUAAAUAUAUAUAUAUAUUUUAUUCAAAUAUAUAUAUAAUAUAUAUAUAUAAAUAUAUAUAUAUAUAUUUACAAAAGUUUGAAUAAAAUGUAUUUACAUUACAGUUGCCCUUUAUAUACUGGCACUGUUAAAAUGUUUGCUUCUUAUAAGAUGCUAUCCAACGAUCCAUAAGUUAAAUACAAGUUUUAAUAUGAUAUAUAUGUAAAAAUAAGCAAUUAAUUUAAGUCAUUAAUGUUUCAUGCCUUCAACUUUUAUAAGUAACCAAUUCAAAAUUAAUUAUUCCAAGAAAGUAUUAAUUGAGUGCAAUACUAUAGAACACCAUAUAUGUUUAAAGUAUUUCAUGUGUCAUAAAUGUUCUUAUAUAAGUAGUUAUAAUUUUUAUUGUCUUGAAAGAAUUAUUAUGCAAUGUGAUAUUGAUGCUUUUUACAUUUAAUCAAAAUAGUGAAAAUGAUUAAUGUAUGCACGAGAUAGACUGGUUUAAAGACUGUAUAAUUUUUUUACCAAAAGCCAUUAUGGAUAUAUAUAUUAUUUUUAAUAUAAUUUAUAAAGUAAACAACUCUAUAAUAACCAAUAUAACAAUUUUCCAUAAAUCACAUAUUUUAUAGAAUCAAACUAUUCCUUUAUUUUUAUCCAUAGUAAUAAAACAUAAGUAAUUGUAUCUAUGAGUAUAUCUAUUGAUAGAAAUAAUCUAGAUUUAUCAUUUUUAUGGGAUAUUAUCGUGGUCCUAGAUGGAUAAUUUGUUGAUAUUAGCUGUUGACUUUAAACAUUUGUGUGACAUGAGAUUUAUGUAUUUAAAAUAAAGUAUUCAUGAAAAUUGAUGGUUAAUAUAA
Vespula pensylvanica (western yellowjacket) is the source of this 1814-nucleotide messenger RNA. RefSeq lists its product as uncharacterized. NCBI's taxonomy places the organism in Eukaryota, Metazoa, Arthropoda, Insecta, Hymenoptera, Vespidae. The record is from RefSeq and is a predicted model, not a curated record. The coding region runs from base 18 to 962 and encodes 314 amino acids. The transcript has 4 exons.